CACUGAACUCCCACUUUCACAGUCCAAACGGCUGCACAGUUCACAUUUUUAAGUGUAUUUUGGUUAAAUAUUGCAAUGCAGAAACUGCUCUCAGCACUGCUUAAAUCUUUGCUUGCUACUUCCUCAGAUACAUUUUAUAUGUGUGUUAUAUGUCCACUUUUUGUGGGGUUAAGCACAUCCCCAAACAAGCUUUGUGGCUUUAGGCUAGGUUGGAAAUGAAGGUAUCUCAGGCAGAAUUACUAACUGGUUUGACAAGCGUUUGCAAAGCAAAGAGCUCAAAGCGGGAAAAUGGUGGUUGUCCCUAGAGGCACUUAUCUUCUCAUCUCAAUAUAUUUGACCAAGUUUAAAAAGGCUCAAAUGUUUCCCUGUACCACGCACUGUAAAGGUAGAGGUUAGCUUUGAUUCACAUUUUUUGUUUAAUUAUGCAACUCCUGUCUUUCGUUAUCUGUACGACUUGAAGUACCAUCAGUUUUUUUUAUCACUCCCUCACCCAGUACAGCUCCUCCAAAAGUUUUUACUUUGCUUUUUUUGGCUCGGCUAAGGUAAAGGGGAAAAAAAAGUAAUUAGUAGUGUAACGGACCACGGUUGAUCAGUUCGGAAUGCAUGUGAAUUGCAGAUUAAUGGCAAAGUUUACAUAUUGUUUUAAAGUACAGUUUGUCACAUGUAUGGGAGCCUUUAGGCUUCCCAGAUACAUCUACAGGGACCGGCCCUUAAAAACAGUGUCUUCCACUAAAUUGAUUCAGUCAGUGGGGGUAGCGCUGGUGCACCUGCACUGCUCACAGUUUGCGCUCUUGUGCAACAGAGGACAAAUGACAGUGUACAGACUAGAGAGUAAAAAGAAUAGUUCUCUUGUGUGAGAGAACGAAAGUGUAUGCCAUUUGUGGUUAUGCAAACAGCUACAGCUAUGACGUCUCACUGCUGGCUGGGCGAUAUGGGAAAAAAUCGUAUCAUGCUAAAUUUUUUCCGCAUCACUUGAUUUCGAUAUAUAUUACGAUAUAGAUCAAAUCACUAUUUCUGCCAUAGCUAUUUCAGAUGGUAAAAAAGAUAAGUGGUAUAACCUCUUUGCGGAAACCUUCAACACAAUUUCGCAGUGCUUGCUUCUCUGCUUCAUGUCGGACUUUAAAUACCCAAAAUAUCUCCACAUCACUGAAUUCUUCUGACCCUUAUUUUCAGCAAUGUCGUCGUCUUUUGAGCCUUUGGCUGUGUACGUUAGGGAGUGUUCUUCGGUAACACUGUCGCUCAAGUUUUGGUAAACAUUUUCUGUCGGCAUUUUCUCUUUUAGCUCACGCCAACUCCGGGCGUGCUGUUGUGCACAGCAGCUGUAGCCAAAACAGUAGCAUGUGUGCUGCUGCCAGCUGCUACUCCUACGCUCUAUGUUCUGUGCGUUGCGCGGCGCUAUUCUCAUUAUCAUUGGCGCUUCGUGUUUUUUGUCAAAACAUACAUGGAAUGAGUUAUACCGACGUUGUAUCGACCAUGUCUUGUUUUUCUAUCGAGGAAUUGUUAUUUCGAUAAAUAUAUAACUAUUUUUAUCGUCUUAUCGCCCAGCCCUAUGUAGCGAUAUAAAUUGGAAGUUGGCGGACCACCACAGUCUAGAUUAUAAAUGGGGAAAUACUGAAGACAAAACAAUAAUAGGUUAUUUUUUAUUUACUGUCCUGUUGCAAUUUAAUAUUAAGUAUUUUGUUUUAAAACUUGAUUUAAACAUUGACGCCUUGAGAGUAUAACAGUUCUUAAAUAAAUAAAUCAAUUUAUAUUUGUCUCCCUUUUUCUUCCAUUAGCAAAAGAAAAAGAUCCGAUCCUUGACUAAAAACCAUGAUCUGAUCCGAACUGUGAGUUUUGAGCUCUGUUGCACUGCUACUAGUUAAAUACAUCUGUAUUUUGCUUUACUACUACAAGGAUAUAUGACGUUUGGUAUACUUUGUAAGGGGUGGUUGUUUGGUUUCCUGGGAGUAUACUGUGGUUGAGAGAGAAAGAUGAUGCCAGGUUUAGGGGCCUGGGCACUGGGACCAGUGGUUGGAAGAGAGUGGUGAGAGGAAAUCCCUGUAAGCACUUAGCCCUGAGUAAGGAGAUGAGGGGGGUGGGGGGGUGACACACUGAAGCCCCUCUGGUAAUAAACGCCCCUUAACCCCACAAUCACACUCCCAACCCUACCCUCCCUUCUCUAUGUGCCUCAAUCUUCCUGCUUAACCAAUUGGUGUUUCUUUUUUACAGCGAUUUGAUCCUGCCCAUGUUGUGCUGAUGGUAAACUUAGUGGACGCACCGACCCUGUGCCCAUUACCCUCAAAUAUGAUGUCAUGGGGAUGGGACGGAUGGAGAUGGAGCUGGACUAUGCAGAGGACGCCACAGAGAAGAGAAGAGUCCUGGAAGUUGAGAAGGAGGAUACAGAGGAGCUGCGGCAAAAAUACAAGGACCAGGUGGAAAAGGAGAAAGCCAUUGCAAAGGCUCUGGAAGACCUGAGAGCCAACUUCUACUGUGAGCUAUGUGACAAACAGUACACCAAGCACCAGGAAUUUGACAACCACAUUAACUCUUAUGACCACGCUCACAAGCAGAGGCUUAAAGAGCUGAAGCAAAGAGAAUUUGCUCGUAAUGUGUCCUCACGUUCACGAAAGGGUGGAAAGAAGCAAGAAAAGAUGCUACGCCGAUUACACGAGCUGGCUGAGCAGAGGAAACUCCAGGAUCGUACUCCAGGAAGUGGGCCCAUGUUCAAACCGACCACAGUGGUUGUGGAUGGAGAGAAUGCAGAAGAUGGUGAUAACAUGAUGCCCGAGAACCCUGCUUUGACAGAAGGGGCCCUUGAAGAAUCAUUGACAGAAAAAAGUGGGCAAACCUCCCCGAAGCCUGGCCCAGCCAUCAGCUUCUCUCUAGGAAAGAACAGCUCCUCAUCCCCGACCCCAAGUGGUUCGUCAAAAGUCAGUGUUUCCUUCUGUUUUGCCAAGAAAGCUCCAGUAAAGCUGGACACGGCGGCUGCAGUGUUCGCUGAUCAUGGUGAGGAGGCUAUGGAGGAAGACGAGAACCAGGAAGGGGAAAAGACAGCAGAACAAGAGGAGAUGACUGGCUGCGGAGCAGAAAGCCCGAAAGAAAUAUCAAUAGGGGUUGAAGUAGCCGAGGUUGGUGAUCCAGCAGGGAUGGAAGAGGUGGAGCAGCCUGACGAUGGAGGCUCUCUAGCCUCCACACUCAACAAACUGAAGAUGAUGAUGAAAAAAGAGGAAGGAUAUGCUGGACAGGAGCCUCAGUACUAUCACUAUGUACCUCCAGCUCACUGCCGGGUAAAACCUCACUUUCAGUUUUUGCUGUUCAUGAAAGCCACUGAUCAGUCUCUGAUCAAAGAAGAAGAAGAAGAAGAAGACGAUGAUGAUGAUGAUGACGAUGAUGAUGAUGAUGAGGAAGAGGGGCCAGAGGAAAAAAAGGGUGAAGAUUGUCCUGAACAGACAGAAUCCAAUGCAGAUUGUAAGACUGAUCAAGAACAAGAUCAUGAACUAAAUCAAGAACCAGGAGAUGCCCCUCCAGCUCCUGUCCCAGACCAAACUCCUCUUUCGCCUAACGUGCAGACAGAGGAGGUUUCUUCAUGCGCAGUAGACACAGCUUCUAUGGUACCUACUUCACCUAUACAAAAACCAGAGAGCACACAGGAAAUUCCAGAUUCAAAUUCAGGCCCUAAAAUCCCCACUGGACCCUUCUUCCCAGUUCUUAGCAAAGAUGAAAGCACGACCCUGCAGUGGCCCUCUGAGCUCCUCGAAUUCACAAAAGCUCAGCCUUCCCUGUCUUACAGUUGUAAUCCUCUCUACUUUGACUUCAAGCUAUCCCGCAACAAAGGAGCGCGUGGUGGUAAAGCAGCAAAGUCCACAAAGCCUGAAGAAUCUGAUGACAAGGGACAAGAGGUAGCGACCUCAACAGCGGAAGUAGAUUCAACAACCAAACCUGGGACCAGCACUGGUAAAGAUAAGCCAUUGACUAAGGGAGAACCUGGUAAAUCAGAAGGUGAUCAGCCAAAGCCUGCAACUGACAGCAGUAGUGUCAAGAAAAAAAAGAAAAAGAAGAAGCAUAAGAAGUCUGCGAAGCACUCAAAACACAAAGAAAAAGCAGCAGCAGCAGCAGAAGGUGCUGAAGGAGUGACGGAGGCAACACAAGAAAAGCCCAAAAAGAAAAAAAAACACAAACGGAAGAAAAGCAAAAACAAAGCUCCUGAUCAGGAUGAGGCAACAGGUGAUGAAAAAGAUAAAACAAAACCAAAGUCAGAAGAUAAAGCUGUUUCCUCCUCCGUUCAGCUGACACCUGCAGGGGGAGGAGCUACAGGAAAUACAGGAGUUGAGCUGGGGAAGAGGAAACGUGCUACUAAGGAAGUGCCUUCCAAGUCUGGAGCUGAGGAGGGAGUAACCAGAAAAGGUACCGAUAAGGCCAAUGCUUCAGAGGAGCACAGUGGCCCCAAGAGACAAAAGACCGACUCCAGUGCAUCGCAAAGUGCCUCCUGCUCCACCUCAGCCAAGAAGAGUCCUGGUCCAGGUAGACCCCCUAGCAGUGAGAGUGAAGAAGAAGGCGGCUCAAACACUCAGCGCUCUCGUCAUCACAGGUCAAGUCCCCGGGAACAACGCCGCCACCGUAGUGAGGAAUCAGGGCGGUCCCGUAGUCGUUCAUCAAGACGAGGGGAUAGACGUGGCAACAGUCGUCGGCGCCAUCGUGGCCAAACCUCCCACAGUCACUCAGACUCCAGCAGCUCGGAGCGCUCCUCAGCAGGCAGCAGUGCCUACAGCCACCGUAGCCGCAGCUACUCUGACAGCUACAGUGACUACAGCAAAGAGGGGCGCAGACGGCGGCGCAAGCGUUCGUCAGAGUCAGAGUACGAGCGGAGAGGUAGCCGAGGGCGCAGACGAUCUAGGAGACACCAGCACUCCUCUUCUUCCUCAGAUGACUCUCGCUCACGUUCACGCAGCUACAGCCGCAGAAAAAGGCACCGACGGCACCAUCGGAGCAGUUCAAGAAGCUCCAGCAGCUGGAGCCGCAGCACCAGCGCAAGAUCCCGGAGGCGCAGCUACAGCCGAAGCCACAGCUCAGCCAGCCGCUCAUCCAGCUCCGCCAAAGUCUCCCCUCAACGACGAGGCCCUAGGGGUCGAGGUGACAGUGACGCACAACGCAGAGACUUUAACCGCUCAAACAUCUACCGCUCCCAGUCUCCACGUUCAUCUUCAUCAAGAGGCCUUAACCGCAAGACCCAUUCAUCCAGCUCACAGGCUCUGAGGCCUGGAGGAUCCAGAGAUGCAGGAGAACAGAAAAACUCCCUGACAGCACGGCAACUUCUGGAGAAGAUUCAGUCCAAAAAAAGUUCAAAUGAUUCUGGCACUGGAACAAAAACUGGUCUCAAGAUUAAAGACCCUCCUCAGGGCUACUUUGGUCCAAAACUACCCCCGAUCCUGGGAAGUAAAGCACUGCUUCCACUUUUUGGUAAACUGCAGGCAGGGAAGAAACCAGUGAUUCCUUUAACCAGACCAGAUGAGGGACAGAAAUCAGGAACGGGGAAGGGCUCUGAGGCUGAGAGAGAAGUUAUCCUGGUAGAGCCUAUAAGAGAGUUCCCUCCUCCACCACCACCUCCAGCUCCACCAGUCCUAAAGGUUGAAGAGGCUCCACAGAGCACAGUGGUACCUGAGGAGACGCAGCAGCCCACUACAGAAGUCCAAGUGCACCAAGAACCCCUGCCAUUGUUCGAACAGGAGCCUUCCAUAAUGAUGCCUCAGUACCAAGCAGAUUCAGGACAGGACCCCUCACAGAACCCCAUGAUGGAGUCCCUCAUGCCAGAAAUGCAGCAGCAGCCCCCAAUGCACGCCUACCCUGCUUAUCCACCACCCAACCUGGAGGAGGACUGCAUGGAGGCAGAGGAGGACGGACUGGCUCCUCUAGAGAGUCAGCCCAUCACGUUCACACCGGAGGAGAUGGAGAAAUACAGCAAGCUACAGCAGGCUGCACAACAACAUAUCCAGCAGCAGCUUUUAGCCAAGCAGGUCAAGACGUUUCCCUCUGCAGCAGCAGCUGCAGCCGCCGCUGCAGCAGCAGCUGCCAACAUGGCCCCGGCUCACCCUCCACAAGCUCUGCAGCAGAUCCACAUUCAGCAGCCAACUAUGUCCUUAGCCUCCGGCACAUCAAUCACCACAAUGCAACACGCCAUCUUGCAGCACCAUGCUGCCGCCAUGGGCUUACACCCAGGACAUCAUCACCACCACCACCACCAACACCCGGCACAUGCCCAGUUGGCACAGGUACAUCACAUUCCUCAGCACCACCUCACCCCCAUCUCCCUCUCUCAAUUCGGCCACUCCCUGGGUCACACUCUGGGACACCAACUGCAACACGCUGGGCUGAUUCCUGCACACCCAACAGCCUUCCUCUCUGGUCAGCCCAUACAUAUUAUCCCUGCUUCUGCACUUCAUCACUCCCCUUUUGCUCUGCAUCACGUCCCAAACGCAGCCCUCUACCCCACACUCUUCUCACCUCGGCCCUCACAGGCCGCUGCAGCAGCAGCUCUCCAGCUCCACCCACUGCUACACCCAAUCUUUUCUGGGCAGGACCUCCAGCACCCACCUAACCAUGGCUCAUGAAAUUGAAGGAGUUAAGUCACAUCUCUGGUGAAAAGACUUUUUUUUUCUGAUGAAGUCAGACUUGCAGUCAGUGUAACGAGAUGCUCGUCAAACCACCGUUUUACAGGCCCACACAGUGCAGUAAGUUGUAGCCACAAAGUGGUGCUGCUUGUGUUGGCUUCAAAAUGGACACUAAGACUUUUCUCAUGGUUUGCCCUGUACUUUUAAAGGCAGGAGGUCAAUUUGAAGCGAUAUUCCAUGUAGGGGGAAUAUUAACACGAACCAAUUUGUUUGAAUGACGGAACAGAGAAACCACUGGAGUUUUGUUAUUUGUUUUCCAUAUAAACAUAUUAUGAUCACAGUUUUUGCUUAUAUUGGUAGCCAAAGAGAGAUGUAAUGGCUGAAGCUAUAAGCAGGAUAGGUCAGAGGAGGAAGUGGCGGAGGAGGUCAAACAGCUUAGUCUGUAAUGUAAUUUUCAUAGUGAUGAUGCUUUUUUUGUUCUCAUACGACUACUCGCUUUCUAUUGGAUCCCUGGUCUCUAAAUAAUUUGUAAUGCAGUAACUUGUACAUAUAUCAGUGUGUAAUGUGAAGAAUCCCACCAAUGAUGACCAUAUGUGAUUAUAGCUACGAUGUCCAAAUAAGCAUGACAUUGUCAUUUAGGACCCCCCCCUCUGUCUCUCUCUCCAGGGGAAAAGUAACGCAGGGGUUUUUAAUAUCCCUAAUGCUCGGAGGUAAAGAUCAUGUUCUCUGUUGUGAGGGUACACCUGAAUUAAUUGCACUGAAACCUGUACAUCAAAAUGGUGCUUUUGCAUCGUGUAACAAUAAGAUUGUAGUAUUCUGCAAUAACUGUAUUUUUCUGUUUUUAAAUUAUUUUCCAAAAUGCUCUUCAAAAGAAGGGCUGUGUUAUUUUCUCUUCCUUUGGUGUAAUUUUGUAAAUAAAACUGCUGUAGAUUAACCUAUUAACAUUCUAGAGGUUUGAAACUGCUGUGGGGAUGGGGGGGGGGGGGGGCAGGAUGACAAGUUGGAUGGAAAAUAGACUCAUGUCUUUUUCCAAGGUUAUUUCUAAAUUACCCCCCGGCUGGGAUGGAAAAGGAUAAUGAUCUGUCAAACAGUAGCAACGCUGUAUUUUAUAAAGACUUACUCUGUUUCAGCAAAUAAAACAUUGAGUUCA
Messenger RNA from Pleuronectes platessa (European plaice), 7734 nucleotides. RefSeq names its product G patch domain containing 8 (gene gpatch8). The transcript has 6 exons. Bases 2292 to 6584 code for a protein of 1430 amino acids. NCBI's taxonomy places the organism in Eukaryota, Metazoa, Chordata, Actinopteri, Pleuronectiformes, Pleuronectidae. Gene Ontology annotation, cellular component: nucleus. The record is from RefSeq and is a predicted model, not a curated record. Gene Ontology annotation, molecular function: nucleic acid binding.